Messenger RNA from Prorocentrum cordatum, 666 nucleotides. Lineage: Eukaryota; Dinophyceae; Prorocentrales; Prorocentraceae. The record is from the annotation of a GenBank genome assembly.
GCUUGAGAGCGGGAGGUGAAGUGUGUUGGAACGAGAAGGUUUCAGACCAAGGUUUGCUUCCCUCCGCAGCCGUUCUUGCUGAAGCCUGGGCCCCCUCGCUCCACCCGAGCCCCGGCAAGCUCACCGAGCUCCUCCGGCACACUCGAGCGCGAUGGUGGCCGCUCGCUCCAGGCUGCUCUCCGUAGCUGUCCUCCUGGCUGCGGGCGCCUUCGUGGCGACCACCUUCGUGCCCCCGCCCGCUGCAGCACCUCGGGCGCCGCCCUCCGACUUGGCUCCGGCGCAGCACGCUGCGCUGCUCGGGGUGGCGGCGGCGGCCGUGCCAACAGCGGCGCAUGCGGCCAAGGCGUUCGACCCGGUGGAUGUCAUCUUCAGGCUGGUCGCGCUCGUGGCCGUCCUUUUGGGGCCCAUUAUCGCCUUCUUGGGCUUGCAGUUCAUCCUGCCCCAGGCCGACAUGUCGAAGUGAGCAUGGCACCGCCCCAGGAGUUGGUCUGAGGGUGGGGCGGAACAGCAGUUCGGGCGUCGCUGGACUGGGGAUGUGCGAGUCCUGCCGCAGGCGCACCUACGGUGGCGCGCCCUGCCGCAAGCGCACCUACGGUGGCGACAGGCGAUGACGUGCCCGCAGCGGGCUGUAACAUUUUUCGGAGUCGAGAGUCUUUGCGCAAAAAA